Molecule: messenger RNA, 851 nt
Organism: Somion occarium
Lineage: Eukaryota; Fungi; Basidiomycota; Agaricomycetes; Polyporales; Cerrenaceae
Source: the annotation of a GenBank genome assembly
AACGCUUGGAUUUCCACUUUACGCCUUUUCUGCAUUGAUUCGCUCUUAGGAGAAGUUACGACGAAAUUCUUACGUUCCAUCUACCCAGGCGAAUUCAAUAGGCUGACAUGGUGACCGCACCGACAAAGGAAGCGUUGCUUCAUCUCUAUUCUUCAACGCUCCGGACAUCGAGAGCAUUCAGUUCAUAUAACUUCCGUCAGUACUUUCUUCGAAGGACAAAGACUGUCUUCCGCGAGAUUCACGAUGAACGGGACCCUGCGAAGCUCUCUGCGUUUUACAAUGACAAAGUAAAAGAGCUUGCUGUUUUGAAGCGUAGCGCUAUUGUGAACCAGCUAUAUGGUGGAUGGAAGCUUGUCGUGGAAGAGAAGAAGCCUAGGGAACUACUAGAGAGAGCCGACUCAUGAUCCUCGAUUCGGGCAGUUCUUUAUUCGUUCAGUGAGUUCAUAUUCGAUGCUCUUACCAUUCCCAUAUUUUAAUAAUUACUCAAUCAGAAAUCCGUAUACCUUUGAUCGACAUGCUCUCCGUCUACUGGUUCACUCCCUCACAUUCAUCCUGAAUACUCGGGAUCCGAUUCCAUAUCUCCGAUACACCUACGACCAUCAUGCAUUGUAUUUCUAGAUUUAAUCUGCACGUAUCACUGGAUAUUUCUGCUCUGUUACCGUCGAAGUAUGAGACUAUUCGAGUCUCGGUUGUGGUGAGGUUUGCAGUUGAACGUUGAACCAUCGAUAUAAGGAUACAUCCAGACAGUAGAAUCUGCUUGCAUCGUGAAUAUUCGUUAUUCGUCUGGUGCACAUAUGUUCAAAUCGAACGUAUCGAAUGAGACUAUACAAUGCUUGGGAAUUCUCAAUCAG